ACCUUUGCAGGCCUAACUCAUUAUCAUCUGCUGGGGGUGGCGGGGCGAGCCGGGCCAUCGCGUGCUGCAGUCGGGCUGAGCUGCCGCCGAGAGAGCUGGCCGGGAUUUUUUAAUGGAGAGGUUCGUAACUUCUGAAUGUAUGUGGUUAGAAAGCUAAUAAGCGGGAAAGUAAUUUCAUGUGCGUGAUAAGGCGAGAUCUGUAGGCGGGAGACACGGCGGUCUCCGGAAGUAUAAUCACUAGCAGCAGGCAGAGAGCGUCAGGUUCGGCGGAACAACACUUCGGGCCUCAAAAGCUGUAGAUAGACUAUAGAGGAACUGAGAGUUGACUCCAGCCACCCCCAUCCCCCUCCUCCCCUUGGAAGUGAGAAGUGCCCCAGGCAGGACAACCCUCGGCCCAGGAGCUGUGAUCAUAGUUGUAGUGACACCACAGGAUGCAUGAUAAAGGGCAACUGGCCAUGGAGGACAGCCCAGCAUCCAUGCAGGUGCUUGAGGGAAACCCAGCCCAUCGUGCCAUGGUGGAACGCAGACAACUUAUGACAGAAAUGAGAACACAGAACUUUGAUGUGAUUCGUCUGGGGACCUACCGAACAGCAUGCAAGCUGCGAUUUGUGCAGAAGAAGACAAACUUGCAUCUAGUGGACAUCUGGAACAUGAUUGAGGCGUUUCGCGAGAACGGGCUGAACACGCUGGAGCUCAGCACGGAGCUGAACGUGUCGCGGGUGGAGUCCAUCGUCUCGUCCAUCAUGUACCAGCUCAACAAGCGCCUGCCGUCCACCCACCAGAUCAACGUGGACCAGUCCAUCUCCCUGCUGCUCAACUGGCUCAUGAGCGCGUACGACCCCGAGGCGCUCGCCAAGAUGUCCGUCUUCUCCAUCAAAAUGGCCCUGUCAACCAUGUGUGCGGGCAAGCUGGUGGACAAACUCAGAUAUAUCUUCUCACAGAUCUCCGACUCUCGAGGACAGCUAGUGUACCCCAAGUUUGACCAGUUCCUGCAGGAAGCCCUGGCCCUGCCGUCAGCUGUGUAUGAGGGACCCAGCUUUGGCUACAACGAGACAGCGGCCAAAUCAUGCUUUCAAUCGGCCCAGGUACAAGACCCUGAACGUGUGACCAUCAAUGACUUCCUGGACGUGAUGAUGGCAGAUCCUGGUCCCCCCUGUUUGGUGUGGCUGCCUCUCAUGCACCGGAUGGCCAACGUAGAGAAUGUGUUCCAUCCAGUUGAAUGUGCAUACUGCCAACGGGAGUCCAUGAUGGGGUUCCGGUACAAGUGCCAACGGUGUUUCAACUACCAGCUGUGUCAGAACUGUUUCUGGCGCGGCUACACCAGCGGGAACCACACCACAGACCACGAGAUGAAGGAGUAUUCAUCCUGGAAAUCCCCAGCCAAGCAGUUUGGACAUGCUCUGAAGAAGUCGUUCCGCUGCGUGCCAAAACACGCCGAGCCAAACCACCCCAGGUUCCCUGACGAGCCAGAACAGACCCUGGACCUCUCCAACAUCGUGCCACCCUCCCCACCCCCAGCUCUAGCAAAUGAGUCAGCCCUAGCCACCAGUAUCUCUUCAGAGCACACCACACCUACAAAAAGAGCCUUCCCAGUGGACACCAUGGACUCCACUACUCGGAUGGACGACGAACAUCGCCUGAUCGCCCGUUACGCAGCACGCUUGGCCGCGGAACAGAACGAGCAGAACACGACUCCUGUGGACGUGAGCCCGUUGUUACACCAGUCCCGCAGUCCCGGGACGGAACUCGCCCUGAACCUGGAUGCCAACCGGCAGCAGCGGGAACUCAUUGCGGAGCUGGAGCACAAGAACAGAGAGAUCAUGCGGGAGAUCCAGCGUCUGCGUCAGGAACAUGACGAGGCGUCUCGGGGCAUGGAUGAGUCACGGAACCCGACACUGCUGGCAGAACUCAGGCUCCUCAGGCAGAGGAAGGAUGAGCUGGAGCUGCGGAUGUCUGCCCUGCAGGAGUCCCGCCGGGAGCUGAUGGUGCAGCUGGAGGGGCUCAUGAAGCUGUUAAAGAGCCACGGCAGCUCCCCCACCCCCCGCUCCACUCCAGGGGGGUCACCCCUCACAGGUAGUGCCAAGUCGCCCCCUGCCCCUCCCCCUCGCACCACCCCCUCCACGCCGGGGUCGGACAGUCUGAGCGGGGUGGGCGGCGACGUGCGGCAGGCCUUCGGGCCGGGCCAGACCAACUCGGGGAGAAACCUGCGGAAUGACCUGCUGGUGGCAGCCGACUCUGUAACCAACGCCAUGUCAUCACUGGUCAAGGAACUCAACUCAGAAGCUGAAGACAGUGAUGAGGAGGACGACAGGCAAAACGGCUCCAUCACGGAGGCGGAGACCCUGCCUCGGGAGAAACGGGGCGCCCUGAUGGGGAAACACGGGAACGGGCGGAGUCACGGGCCGCAGGGGCAGGACGCGGACUUCCUGGGACGGACGGACGACGAGAGCGUGGAUCCCUCGGGGACUGACGAGGACAGCUACAUCAGAACCACAGACGAGGAGCGGUGGAACCGCAACACCACGGACGAUGAGAUGUUUGAGAGAGAGCGUCAGCGGGGGAUGAGACUGAGCACACAGACAGACGAGGAGAGCUACGUGCAGACUGACGACGCGGAGAGUUACAUCCGGACAGACGACGAGGACGGGGGCACCGACUGGGAGGAGACCAUGCGGCGCUGGGUGACUCGCUAGAUUACGGCAGAAGGAGGGAACGAAAGAGAUAAUGUUGGGAGGGUUUUAUAAACUUCAGCCAAACAUAAGGAUCAAAAGCCAAAGUGACAUGCCCAUAUUUAUAUUCCCACAGCAUGGAGCCUAUAUUAUUGUGUUAGAAAGAAGGCUGUAUUUUAGUUGUGCAUCAUAUUAUGAUAUACACAAGAUAACUACAUGCUGCCAUUCUUUAGCCAUCACCUCAUGUAUACAGUAUACCAGCAAAGCUUAUUUCCAAAUACCUCUCAGACUUUGCCUUAAGUUAGGAAUGCAGCUACUUUAUAUCUUGAAUAAGACCUUUCUUCUUUGCUGUAAUCAGUAGCAUGAUUAGUUCAUUACUGCCUAUUAAUUAAGCUGUUUUUAAUCACUUUUGAAUCCUUGCCUCAAGCAAAUGAUCAGCCAGAUUAUGCCACUAAAACCGUAUGUAAAACCAACAUAGAUUGGACAGAAGAUUUCCUUUGCCAAACAUGUACAUGCACUAAAAACUGGCUAAUCUGUCAGAAAUACAUUAUUUGAGUGACUGUAUUUCUUGAGAUGUCUCAUCAUACUUUUAUCCUUUCAGCAAAAUUAUAUCAUAGAUUAAUAUUUCACUCCAGGUUGAGUUAUUUUUAGUUGGAAGAUAAGAGGUAGAUGAGCUAAAGAGCAAGAGGGGUGCAUGGAGACUAUAGGAAAGUGAUUUUAUGGCGUUGCAAGAAAGGGGAGGAACAAAGUCAGGGAUGAUCUUGUGUUCGUAGGCUAUGGUGUCAGUGGUACGUCAGUACAUGUAGGUGACUGUAACACAGACCACAUUCAACGUCUUACCCAAGAAAUACUAAAUGUUUAUGUUGUAGAACCAAAGCAUAGCAUUUAUUAGUACCAAAGGCAAAGUUGUAAAGAUACUGUCAGUCAUUGAUAUUCAUUUGAUCUUAAUGCUGCUUGUGAUACAAAAUGUAGCACUGACAUUGCUGUAACCAUUUUGAAAUGUAACUUAUCCCACAUCGAGCAAGAGAUCAGUUGUUGAUACUAUAAUGAUCAGAUUGAUCUUCAGAUUCUUUUCUUACAAGGAAUAGUGGAAAAUGUCACCACUAAUGUUGAUAAUGCCUCCAAACUUCAGAAUCUUAAGUUACAGGCAGAAACCUGGUGGCUGCAGCUACUCUCACUUAGUGAUGCAUACCUGUUCACUGGACUUGGAUCCGGACUUGUGUAAGAAUGUUUAGGUUCAAGUCCAAAAAAACCUAAAAGUCAAGAACCGAGUCCGGACUCACUACCAUAAAUGACCAUUUCACAUACCCCUUUUCUUUCCAAACCACCUGAAACCUUCGGUAGAUUGCAGAAUCUGUGCUGCAAAAUGAAGAAAACAUUGCCAUCGGGCAUCGCCAAGUGUCGGCCUCCAUGUUAUGUGGCCAAAGUUUCACCCGGACAA
Branchiostoma belcheri (Belcher's lancelet) is the source of this 4110-nucleotide messenger RNA. Its product is annotated as dystrobrevin beta-like. The transcript has 18 exons. Gene Ontology annotation, biological process: synaptic signaling. Gene Ontology annotation, cellular component: plasma membrane; synapse. Lineage: Eukaryota; Metazoa; Chordata; Leptocardii; Amphioxiformes; Branchiostomatidae. Gene Ontology annotation, molecular function: zinc ion binding. The record is from RefSeq and is a predicted model, not a curated record. The coding region runs from base 432 to 2693 and encodes 753 amino acids.